Messenger RNA from Symbiodinium sp. CCMP2592, 1392 nucleotides. The record is from the annotation of a GenBank genome assembly. Lineage: Eukaryota; Dinophyceae; Suessiales; Symbiodiniaceae.
AUGUCGACGGUCGCAACGGUGGGUGCUGCGAGUGGGGUCAAGCUGGCCAGCAGCCAAGAGGUGCGAGUAAAGCCUGCAACGACCGAAGAGGUGGAGGCCUUCGUGCUCCAGAACAAGCGCUGGCUGCCGGAUGACGCAGAGAAGGUGCUGCGGAGCAUGAACGCUGCGGAUCAGAGGAGAGUCAUAUGCGCCGGAAGCAUGUCAAGUGUGCAGAACCCGAUAGCAGUUCUCCAGGCACGGGUACGUAAGGCGAAGGAUUUGGAGGAGGCUGCAGCCCGAAGUGGUGGUGCCAUCCCAGCAGCCCUCCUCGGACUCGAGAGCAAGCUCGCAAAGCCUGCGUCUUCAGAGGAGUUGGAAGCGUUCGUGAAGUCCAAUGACCGGUGGCUCGAAGGAGAGGCAGUGGAACUCCUCCGAGCCAUGAGCCCGGUCGACCAGCGCAGGGUCAUCUCAGCAGGGACGAUGUCAGGCUGUCGAGACCCUGUGGCUGUCAUCCAGACCCGGGUCAAGAAGGCGCGGGAGAUGGAAUUGGAGCUGGAGAACCUGGCGGCUGGCAAGAAGCCCCUGCUGCACGACGAGAAGCCCGGUCCUGCGACGCAAAGCUUUCGUGAGGAAGAAGCAGCUGCGCACCUCUACGCCCCGCCGGAGGAAGUUGGCGCCACGGAGUCGAAGUUUGCAUCAUCUGUGGAUUCAGCUCGAGGAGGAAGUGCUGGGCAAACGCUGAUGGGGGAUGCGCCAGGCGUUGGAGGUGUCGUCGAGAUGUUGAAGGCCAAGUACGGUUGUCUCAAGGGACAGCGAGCACGGGUCAUUGGGGAGACUCAAUCGCUGCUCCAGUUCGAGGGGGGCAAGACAGCACCGAAGGCCCACGAAGGCAGCGGCUGGAAGUGGGUGAUUCGGGAAGAGGAGGAGUCCAAGCAAUCUGCUGCAGAGGCACAGUUGGCUGCACUGCAGAAGGCUGCCGCACUUCAGGCCGAGCAGGUCGCAGCUCACAAGGCCGCAGAGCUGGCGCGCGCACAGGCAGAAGCCAAGGCUUAUGCCGCAGCGCAAGAAGCCAUAGGAGCCAAGGUGGGGCAUGCUGGAGCUGAUUCCGAAGACGGCGGGAGCUCGAGCUCCAGCUGUCCCAGCGAAUCAAGUCUGGCAGCAAAGAAGAAAAAGAAGAAGCCACAGAAGGACUCCGAUUCCGGCUCUGGCAGCACUAUGUCGAGGAAGAGGAAGUCCACGAAAAAGGCAAAGCCCAAGGACACGAAGGAAAAGGCGGCUCGAGCGCCAAAGUCGAAGGCCAAAGAAGCAAGCCGCAGCGGCAAAGACCUGAACAGCAAGGCACGGAAAAAGCCUAAGCGCCGGGCAUCGUCAAGCUCAGGGACCUGUUUGCAACCCAAGAAGUCCAAGAGGUGA